AUGGAAAAACUAGCAUUGAGAAGCUUAAGCAGCCAGGCUAAAAUUGUGGGUGCCAUCGUAUCUAUAGCAGGAGCACUUGUGGUGGUUCUCUACCAAGGUCCCAUAGUUGUGCGAGGCUCAUCAUCAUCAUCCAAAUCGCUUUAUCUAGCUCUGAGAUCACCACAAUCAAAUUGGAUCAUUGGUGGUGCUCUUCUUACAGCUAACUGUUUUGUACUCUCCCUUUGGUAUAUUAUACAGGGACUACUCGGAACAUCCUUCGCUACUGUCAGUCUCACAUGGGGCCUGCGCUUGAAGGGGCCUGUCUGUGUAGCGUUGUUCACGCCAUUGUCAAUUGUCAUUACAGCGUUUAUGGGUGUUAUUUUCUUAGGUGAUUCUCUCUAG
Ilex paraguariensis (yerba mate) is the source of this 381-nucleotide messenger RNA. Lineage: Eukaryota; Viridiplantae; Streptophyta; Magnoliopsida; Aquifoliales; Aquifoliaceae. The record is from the annotation of a GenBank genome assembly.